This is a messenger RNA of Lachancea meyersii CBS 8951, 963 nucleotides long. NCBI's taxonomy places the organism in Eukaryota, Fungi, Ascomycota, Saccharomycetes, Saccharomycetales, Saccharomycetaceae. The record is from the annotation of a GenBank genome assembly.
AUGGCUACCAACGCUAUUAAGCUGCUGGCACCAGACGUUCACCGCGGUCUUGCGGAACUUGUGGCCAAAAGACUAGGCCUUAAACUCACGGAUACCAAACUCAUAAGAGAUCCUACUGGCGAGGUAUCUUUCUCGAUCCAAGAGUCCGUGAGAGACCAAGACAUAUUUAUCAUCACGCAGAUUGGGUCUGGGGUUGUCAACGAUCGGGUUUUGGAACUCUUGGUCAUGAUCAACGCAUGCAAAACAGCUUCUGCGAGAAGAAUCACUUCAGUGCUGCCAAAUUUCCCUUAUGCCAGACAGGACAGGAAAGACAAGAGCCGUGCGCCCAUCACGGCCAAGCUCAUGGCUGAUAUGUUGACCACAGCGGGCUGCGAUCAUGUAGUGACCAUGGAUCUUCAUGCAUCCCAAAUUCAGGGGUUUUUCGAUGUGCCAGUAGAUAACCUGUAUGCCGAGCCCAGUGUUGUGCGUUACAUUCGGGAAAACAUAAAUUUCAGCGAGGCCAUAAUCAUCUCCCCCGAUGCUGGUGGUGCUAAAAGAGCUGCCGCUUUGGCUGAUAGAUUGGACCUAAAUUUCGCUUUGAUUCACAAAGAAAGAGCGAGAGCCAAUGAAAUCUCCAAAAUGGUGCUGGUGGGAGAUGUCACCGACAAGAUUUGCAUCAUUGUGGAUGACAUGGCAGACACAUGUGGAACUCUAGCUAAAGCAGCAGAAGUUCUUCUGGAAAACCGCGCAAAAUCGGUCAUUGCUAUUGUGACACACGGUGUACUCUCGGGCAAAGCCAUUCAGAACAUCAAUAACUCUAAGCUUGACAGAGUCGUCUGCACUAGCACAGUACCCUUCGAGGAGAAAAUGAAGUUGUGUCCCAAAUUGGCUGUUAUAGACGUCAGUGCCGUUUUAGCAGAGAGCAUUCGUCGUUUGCACAACGGUGAGAGUAUUUCGUAUCUAUUCAAGCACUCUCCGCUAUGA